GCUCUUCCUCCUGUCCCUGUCUUGCCAGCCGGCCCCUCUCUUCAAAGGAAGCUGCAGACCAACUGCAGACUCUUGCGCUGGUGGGACGUCAGAAACAAUGACCCUUGGGGUGGGUGUGGCCAGGACCAGAAUGAGGACUGUGUACCGGGGGAGAAGAUUAAAGGCGCCGGCAAAGGAAUGAAUGCAACGAGAGGAGGACAGCGCUGUCCUCCCCGGUUGGAAUGUUCAAUCAUAAGCACGCCCCGGUAA
Colletotrichum orchidophilum is the source of this 249-nucleotide messenger RNA. RefSeq lists its product as uncharacterized. The transcript has a single exon. The annotation marks the transcript as partial. Lineage: Eukaryota; Fungi; Ascomycota; Sordariomycetes; Glomerellales; Glomerellaceae. The record is from RefSeq and is a predicted model, not a curated record.